AUGGCAGUUCUGAUACCUCAUCCUUCCCGUCAUAACCAUUUUUCUUGGCUCAAUCAUGUUAAGGAACCAGUUUAUACUCUGCCUAAUCCUAGCAUUUCUGCCUUUUCCACCAGCGACCCCAAAACUUGGUUCUUGCCUGAAGAGUUACACGAUGAUGAUGCAGGAUAUGAUGAUCAAAUGCAUGUCGACAACCCCAAUAUUGGUCGUCCAUUCGAGGCCGAAGACCACUAUGACCACCCAAUCAGACAGUUGCCCCCACCGCCUUACUAUGAUCAGCCCUCGGGAGCACACUUUGAGCCACAACAUGAGUACCAGUCUUCUCCUCAAAACUAUGAGCCCGAUCCUGAGCACGAAUUCCCUCUUGAUGUCUACCGUCAGCUUGCUGCCUUGCACCUCCAGGGCAACCAGAAUACUGCAUCUAUUCGGCACAUCCAGGAGCAGCAAGCCCAGACCCACAACUACAUGGAGGAUCUUUGGUAUCAUUUUCGUCCCGAAGGCGGUUACCGCCCUCGCGGGCCUCUUCCACCUUGA
This is a messenger RNA of Lactuca virosa, 531 nucleotides long. Lineage: Eukaryota; Viridiplantae; Streptophyta; Magnoliopsida; Asterales; Asteraceae. The record is from the annotation of a GenBank genome assembly.